Molecule: messenger RNA, 10323 nt
Organism: Chroicocephalus ridibundus (black-headed gull)
Lineage: Eukaryota; Metazoa; Chordata; Aves; Charadriiformes; Laridae
Gene: MYO5B
Product: myosin VB
Exons: 40
Coding region: 135-5690 (1851 amino acids)
Biological process (GO): vesicle transport along actin filament; actin filament organization
Cellular component (GO): myosin complex; cytoplasm; vesicle
Molecular function (GO): ATP binding; microfilament motor activity; actin filament binding
Source: RefSeq, a predicted model, not a curated record
CCCGCGCCCCGGCCGGCGGCGACGGGUGUAAAGGUCGGUCUGUCGAUCGGUCUGUCCGGCAGUCGGUUGGUUCGGCGGCGCCGCUCGCUGCCUGCCGGCCCCAUGCCCCACGCCUAGCGCCGCCCGCCCCGGCCAUGUCCGCCGCGCAGCUCUACACCAAGUACACCAGGGUUUGGAUUCCUGACCCUGAUGAAGUUUGGAGAUCGGCUGAAAUUAUCAAGGAUUACAAAGAGGGAGAUAAAAGCCUCCAUCUGAAACUUGAAGAUGAAACUCUCUACGAAUAUCCUAUUGACCUCCAAGGAAAUGAGCUGCCUUUCCUGCGCAAUCCAGAUAUUCUGGUGGGAGAGAAUGACCUGACGGCCCUGAGCUACCUGCACGAGCCCGCGGUCCUCCACAACCUCAAAGUCAGGUUCCUCGAGUCCAACCACAUCUAUACGUACUGUGGUAUUGUACUUGUUGCCAUCAAUCCGUAUGAGCAGCUGCCAAUCUACGAACAAGAUGUCAUCUACGCGUACAGUGGCCAAAACAUGGGGGAUAUGGAUCCUCACAUCUUUGCGGUGGCAGAGGAAGCCUAUAAGCAGAUGGCCAGGGAUGAGAAGAACCAGUCCAUCAUCGUGAGUGGGGAGUCUGGUGCUGGAAAGACGGUCUCUGCCAAAUACGCCAUGCGCUUCUUUGCAACCGUCGGCGGUUCUGCCAGCGAGACCAACAUCGAAGCCAAAGUCCUUGCGUCGAGCCCAAUUAUGGAGGCAAUUGGAAAUGCUAAAACAACACGGAAUGACAACAGCAGUCGCUUUGGGAAGUACAUUCAGAUCGGCUUUGAUAAAAGAUACCACAUCAUUGGUGCCAACAUGAGGACGUAUCUGUUGGAAAAAUCCCGAGUCGUAUUCCAGGCGGAGGACGAACGCAACUACCACAUCUUCUAUCAGCUUUGUGCCUCGGCGAGUCUUCCAGAGUUCAAAGAACUUGGACUAACAUGUGCCGAAGACUUUUUCUACACUUCUCAGGGAGGUGACACAUCCAUCGAGGGCGUGGACGAUGCUGAUGACUUUGAGAAAACCAGGCACGCCUUCACCCUGCUUGGAGUGAAGGAGUCUCAUCAGACGACCAUUUUUAGGAUAAUUGCUGCCAUUCUGCACCUAGGGAACCUGGAAAUCCAAGGGGAACGUGAUGGCGAUGCUUGUAGCGUAUCGAGUGAAGAUGAGCACUUGAACAACUUCUGUGGCUUGCUGGGUGUGGAGCACAGCCAGAUGCAGCACUGGCUUUGCCAUCGCAAGCUCAUCACCACGGCCGAGACCUACGUGAAGAACAUGUCCGUGCAGCAAGUGGUGAACGCCAGGAACGCCCUGGCCAAGCACAUCUACGCUCAGCUCUUCAACUGGAUUGUGCAGCACAUCAACAAGGCCCUGCACACCACUGUCAAGCAGCACUCCUUCAUCGGCGUGCUUGAUAUCUACGGGUUUGAAACUUUUGAAGUGAAUAGCUUUGAACAGUUUUGUAUCAACUAUGCCAACGAAAAGCUCCAGCAGCAGUUCAACUCGCACGUGUUUAAGCUGGAACAAGAAGAGUACAUGAAGGAGGGAAUCCCUUGGACUCUCAUAGACUUCUACGAUAACCAGCCCUGCAUAGACCUUAUAGAGGCGAAACUCGGUAUCUUGGACCUACUGGAUGAAGAGUGCAAGGUUCCCAAAGGCACUGACCAGAACUGGGCGCAGAAGCUGUACGACCGACACGCCAGCAGCCAGCACUUCCAGAAGCCCCGUAUGUCCAACACCUCCUUCAUUGUCCUGCACUUCGCCGAUAAGGUGGAAUACCAAAGCGAGGGAUUCCUGGAGAAGAACAGGGACACCGUGUACGAAGAACAGAUCAACAUCCUGAAAGCCAGCAAGUAUCAAAUGGUAGCAGACUUGUUCCAAGAUGAGAAGGAUGCUGCACCCACCACUUCCGUGGGAAAGGGAACAUCCAAAAUCAGCGUCCGUUCUGCCAGACCAGUGAUCAAAGCUGCCAAUAAGGAGCACAAGAAAACGGUGGGACACCAGUUCCGCAACUCGCUGCAUUUGCUCAUGGAGACUUUGAACGCCACCACCCCGCACUACGUGCGCUGCAUCAAGCCGAACGACGAGAAGCUCCCCUUUAAGUUUGAUCCGAAGAGAGCGGUGCAGCAGCUGAGAGCUUGUGGAGUGCUGGAGACCAUCCGCAUCAGUGCAGCUGGCUUCCCAUCCAGAUGGUCCUACCACGACUUUUUCAAUAGAUACCGUGUUCUUAUGAAAAAGAGAGACCUCUCUAAGAACGACAAGAAGCAGAUCUGUCAGACCCUGUUGGAAGACCUCAUUAAGGAUCCAGACAAGUUCCAGUUUGGACGUACCAAGAUCUUUUUCCGUGCAGGCCAGGUGGCAUAUCUGGAGAAACUGCGAGCAGAUAAGUUCAGAGCUGCCACAAUCAUGAUUCAGAAGACGGUGCGGGGCUGGCUGCAGAGGGUCAAGUACAAAAGGCUGAGACGAGCUGCAAUCGUCGUCCAGCGCUACACGCGUGGGCACUUGGCACGGAGGCUUGCCGAGCACCUGAGGAGGACGAGAGCUGCCAUCGUCUUCCAGAAGCAGUAUCGAAUGUUGCGGAUCCUCCGAGCUUUCCAGAGGGUCCGCAACGCAACCGUCACCAUUCAGGCUUUUGCUCGGGGCAUGUUUGUCAGGAGGAUUUAUCGCAAGAUCCUUGCGGAGCACAAAGCCAUCAUCCUCCAGAAGUAUGCCCGUGGCUGGCUGGCCCGCACUCGCUUCCGCCGGGUCAGGGGUGCCACCAUCGUCCUGCAGUGCUACUACCGGCGCAUGAAGGCCAGGCAGGAGCUGAAGGCGCUGAAGAUCGAGGCCCGCUCAGCGCAGCACCUGAAGAAGCUCAACAUUGGCAUGGAGAACAAGGUGGUCCAGCUUCAAAGGAAGAUCGAUGAGCAGAACAAGGAAUACAAACUCCUGAACGAGCAGCUCUCUACGCUCGCGUCAGCCCAUUCCUCUGAGGUGGAAAAGCUGAAGAAGGAACUGGUGCAAUAUCAACAGGGCCACCGGGGUGACGGCAACCAGCUUGUCAGCUUGCAAGAAGAGAUGGAGCAUCUCCGGCUGGAGCUUGAGAAAGCUCUUGGUGAGAGGAAAGUCGUGGAAGACAGCUACGUUAAGGAGAAAGACCUACUGAGGAAGCGCAUAUCCGACUUGGAAGAAGAAAAUGCUCUCCUGAAGCAGGAAAAAGAGGAGCUUAACAGCAGGAUCCUCUGUCAAUCUCAAGAUGAAUUUGCACGAAACACAGUUGAGGAAAAUAUCCAGAUGAAGAAAGAGCUGGAAGAAGAGAGGUCUCGUUACCAGAACCUGGUAAAAGAAUAUUCGAGGCUGGAGCAGAGAUACGACAAUUUGCGGGAUGAAAUGACUAUUAUAAAGCAAGCACCGGGGCACAGGAGAAACCCAUCCAACCAGAGCAGUUUGGAGUCCGAUUCCAAUUAUCCAUCCAUUUCAACCUCCGAGAUAGGAGACACCGAAGAUGUAAUACAACAAGUGGAGGAGGUCGGGAUGGAGAAAGCCGCCAUGGACAUGACCCUCUUCCUAAAGCUGCAGAAGCGAGUGAGGGAGCUCGAGCAGGAGAGGAAGAAACUACAAACCCACCUGGAGAAAAAGGAGCAAGAGAGCAAGAAAUCCCAGGUAAUUGAAACGAAGACUGAAGCGACUUCGGACCACGAAGAUUUUGCAUACAACAGUCUGAAGAGGCAAGAGCUGGAGUCGGAGAACAAGAAGCUGAAAAACGAACUGAAUGAGCUGAGGAAAGCUAUCGCAGACCGAGCAACCCAGAACAACUCGUCCAACGAUAUUCAGGACGGUUAUAACCUCCUCCUGAACCAGCUGAAAUCGGCCAACGAGGAGUUGGAGGUGCGGAAGGAAGAGGUGCUCAUCCUGAGGACGCAGAUUAUGAAGGCAGCCCAGCAAAAAGAGACGGGCAAAAACAUGGUAAUUGAGCGGGAAAACAUCACCACCGACGCCAGCUGGCCCAACAGCAACAAGCACAUUGACCAGGAGGACGCGAUUGAAGCCUACCAGGGGAUGUGCGAGACGAACCGCAAGACUGAGGAUUGGGGGUAUCUCAAUGAAGAUGGAGAGCUCGGCUUGGCUUAUCAAGGUUUAAAGCAAGUUGCCAGGUUGCUGGAAGCGCAGCUCCAGGAUCAGAGAAGAGAGCACGAGGAGGAGGUAGAAGCUCUGAAAAACGAGGUGGAUGCAAUGAAAGAAGAGCUGGAGAAACAGCAGCAGGCUUUCCUGCAGACCCUGCAGCUGUCUCCGGAGGCUCAGGUGGAGUUUGGACUUCAGCAAGAAAUCACGCGUCUCACCAAUGAAAAUCUGGAUCUGAAAGAAGUGCUGGAGAAGCUGGAAAAGAAUGAAAAGAAGCUGAAGAAGCAGCUGAAGAUUUACAUGAAGAAGGUCCAAGAUUUUGAAGCAUCCCAAGCCACGGUACCGGCGGAGAGGAGACAGCACGAGCGUAACAUGCAAGUUGCCGUCCAGAGGAAGGAGAAAGAUUUUCAGGGCAUGUUGGAAUAUUAUAAAGAAGACGAGCCACUCCUCAUCCGAAACCUCAUUACAGAUCUCAAGCCUCAGACAGUGUCUGCUACUGUUCCCUGCCUUCCUGCCUACAUCCUCUACAUGUGCAUCCGACACGCGGAUUACAUCAACGAUGAUCAGAAAGUGCACUCCUUGCUCACCUCCACCAUCAACGGCAUUAAGAAAGUGCUGAAGAAACACAACGAUGAUUUCCAGAUGACAUCGUUUUGGCUGGCGAAUACGUGUCGCCUCCUGCACUGUUUAAAGCAGUACAGCGGAGAUGCGGGUUUCAUGACACAAAACACGCCGAAGCAGAACGAGCACUGUCUGAAGAACUUUGACCUGACCGAGUACCGCCAGGUGCUGAGCCACCUCUCCAUCCAGAUCUACCAGCAGCUCAUCAAGAUAGCAGAGGGCAUACUCCAACCCAUGAUCGUGUCUGCGGUGUUGGAAAAUGAGAGUAUCCAAGGGCUUUCUGGUGUCAAACCAAUGGGCUACAGGAAUCGCUCCUCCAGUAUGGCAGAUGGUGACAGCUCCUACAGCUUAGACGCAAUCAUUCGCCAGCUGAACAUGUUCCACAGCGUCAUGUGUGACCAGGGUCUGGACCCAGAGAUCGUGCAGCAGGUCUUCAAGCAGCUCUUCUACAUGAUCAACGCAGUGGCUCUGAACAACCUCCUGCUGAGGAAGGAUGUCUGCUCGUGGAGCACAGGCAUGCAGCUGAGGUUUAACAUAAGCCAGCUGGAGGAAUGGCUGCGUGGGAAGAAUCUGCAGCAAAGCGGAGCAGCGCAAAUGUUGGAGCCCUUGAUUCAGGCGGCGCAGCUGCUGCAGCUGAAAAAGAAAACCUCGGAAGAUGCCGAGGCCAUCUGUUCCUUGUGCACGUCGCUCACGACGCAGCAGAUUGUAAAGAUCCUCAAUCUCUACACUCCCGUGAAUGAGUUUGAAGAGCGUGUGACAGUAGCUUUCAUACGAGACAUACAGACGCACUUGCAAGAGAGGAACGACCCUCCGCAGCUGCUGUUAGACUUCAAGCACAUGUUCCCGGUUUUGUUCCCGUUCAACCCAUCCUCCAUAACCAUGGACUCUAUUCAUCUCCCUGCUUCUCUCCACUUGGAAUUUCUCAAUAAAGUCUGAAGAAAGCGUAAUUAAGCCCACCUCUCCUACCCAGGGACCUCCAGCGAAGAAAGAAAAAUGACGAAAAGAAUUUAAGGAGCUCUUUAAAUAUGGACCAAACAGGUUUAUGGAAGAACCGAUACACAGUAAUAAAUGGAUGCUAAACUGUACAGUAAAAAAGAGACUGAUCUGUAUGUGAUUAUUAUUAUUUUUUUUUCGGUAAUUUGCAGCUCCGAAUAAGGAUACUUGAAACGUAGAUUUAUUUUUUACUGCUUGAUUUUAUGUUGACCUAGUUCAAAGCCCACAAUCAUCUCCAAAAGCUGCUGACAAAAAAAGAAUGGUGAGUGGGAGACAACUUCCUUUGACCUUCAUAGGUGUCUAUGAAGAAAUGACAGUGGAAUCAAACCCAAAGUCUGAGACACUUAUGCUUGCCUUGAAGGACACGUGAUUUGUCUCGUAGCUGGGUGGUUUUGUAUGUAUUAAUAACGGGACGUACAGUUCCGCCUCUUGUUCUUGCCGGUGACUGUAUCACGAUAGGGAGACGAGAAAGGAGAUUGCAGAAGGUGCAAGUAGGUAUUUAUCGCGCCGGUUAAGGUAAUGGGCUUGGAUGCUGCUUGUUUCCACCCACGUGGAAUUUGUCACAAAUUCUAUGUUUGAGAAAUGCUGUUCUUGCUCCUAACUACGUCCAGUGCAUCUGCUUCAUGGGAAUUCAAAUAAAUUGGCAGUUUGGGCUUUUCUUCCAUUACCAAAUUUACAUUAGUGACUUGCAAAGGUUUUGUCGGAGUGAAAUAAUCUCCAGACAAGGGACUGCCUUGGGCCUCCCGCUUCCAGUACGGACGAGCGUCGUCCUGAUCCCUCCUGUUGGCUUGCCCUGUGCUUUUAAAAGGCAAAAAAACCUGUCAUGCAGUGGCUGUCGAGGUUCUCGGGCCUCUCAACGUGAGCUGUAUCAGCAUCUCAGACGUAGACAAGAUGUGCCAAGGCAGCCCAGUUCAAUCAUCGCGUCCCCAGUCCUUACGUUCAGCCACAGCAAUCCAUCGAAAAAUUCUAUUUGGUUCAAUAGCCGUCUGGAAUUUUACUGGUCGUGCAAAUACAGGGCUCAGAUAAAUGAAGAAUACCUUAAAAAAAAAAAAAAAAAAAAAAAAGUUUUAAAAGGGAAUGGAUCAGCAAUGAAAUGUUUUAACGCAAAAAAAUUCUAAGAUAGUGCGUUAGUGAUGUGAGCCGCUUCUUUGCGAGUGAACGCAACAACCUAACAACCACCUUAAACGAAUAAUUCCAAUCAAUUCAAAUCCUGUUAGGGUUUUUUCCUUACCUAUCUUAUAAAUGAAACCAAACCAACCUUCUGACCUCACCAGGCGGAUGCAGUUGUUGAUUUUUCUCGGUACUUACCAGGACGUGUUGAAUUCCGAGUUCCUGUGGAGCCCCUUUUCUUGCUGGGCAGGGACAAGGUGGGUCCCCGAGGCUGAGCGAUGCUCUAGGACGCGAUCCUCACGGCGAAGGGUCUGCAAACUCUUCCCAGUGGCGAUGCUUCUGCCCCAAAACAGCAAAUUUAUGACCGGGCACCCUGUCUGCUCCGAGGAUUAAAACAGAAUGGGAAGUUUUUUACAGAUCCGCUAAACCCCGCCAAGCUGCAGUGCCCUUUUUAGCUAAGGAGUGUGUUUUGAUCUGAACAUCGUGUAUAUAAUCUAUGUAUAUACAAACUGUAAUAGUCCUGUAUGUACUAUAUAGUGUAUAUUACUAUCCAAAAGCACAUUUUUCAAGAAAAAAAUUGAGUGCUAUGAAGAAGUAUAUAGGCCCGGUGAAAAAUCCCUUGUUUCAAAUGGCCUGUGGUUUAUUACGGCUGUUCGCAGCGAAGGACAGACCGAAGGCCGUUCCCUAGGGAGAAGUUGUCUUUUCCUCUAACCAUCACCCAGCUAAUUACCGCCGAAAAUUUAUCGCUUGUAUAAUACCGGCGCAACCUCCUAAUUACAGUCCUUGAGCAUUUUUGCAUCUAACUGCGUAUAUUCAGUAGCGCCUUCAUCUCCCCUUCACGUACGGUAAGGACAAGGCCACCGUUUUGCUGCCCGUGCCCAGCGCGCCCGCGCUCUUCUGUCACUUCCUCAGCUACGAGAUUCUUUUGUUUAUUGUGCCUACCUCUUUUCACGUUUGCGAAUGAAUGUUUUUCUUGCCAUGCUCUGAGUUUUGAAAUUUAUUUUUUUUUUUAAAUCGUAUCGUAGCCCCAUUUUCCACGCUACAAUAGUCAUCACGGUUUAAAAAUAAAUAAAAUAAUAAAAAAAAAAUUCAAAGCAGAAUCGGGCCUUUCUGUAAGGCGGUUUUAGCGUAGCGCUGUUUCUCAGAAUUCGCCUUAGGCCGGCAGUUUCCGCUCCGGCUCUUCAGGACUCUCCCUCUCUCUGAUGUAAAUUAUUCAGAGUACAAUUCCCAACGUUUAUGGUUCAGACUAAAUGACAGGUGGCCACGGAAUCCUCUUCCGCAGCCGUUUCGUUGCUGAUCGCAACUGUAAAAUGUGGUUUAGUGCUCUUCCAGGGGGAUAAUUCACUUUCAGUGGCAUUUUCAGGAUCAUAAUUUAUACGUACAACGAAGAGACUUUCCUAAAAACCCUUGGUACGUGUAGAUAGGAACUGGGUUGUCUUGAUCUGUUGUAACGUAGUUCAUCCAUUAACGUCCAUCUGGAAGAGGACUCCGUAUGAAAUAUCUUCAAUAAAUGUGGUCUUUUCUGUUAGCAGUUUUAAAAAUUUAGUUUUAAGUGUUAAUUUCCUUAAAUUUGCUGGGCUUCAAGCAUGCCUUUCUUUCCUCAGAUCGGCACUGCUUUGUUUAAAAAGCAAAUUUAGCACGAAGCACGGCUUUGAGGAAGCUGGCUGUGUUCCAGCUCUGGCUUUAUUUUUAAAUAUUGAUUAUUAAGUUGAGCAUUUUCCCCACUGUGUGCCUUUCGCGGUUACUAAGGUGACUGACUUCUCAACCAGUGUUUCUCUGAAACAGGUGUUAAAAUGUGGGAUUUUUUUUUUAUUAUUAUUUUUUUUUUUAAUUGUUCUGUCCUAAAAAGUUGCUGUGGAUUUAGAAGUCUGCUUAUAACAAUCUCACUCGGAGGGGGUCUGCACUUCGAAGUUCCUAGGAAAGAAUACUGAUUUUUGCAUGUAUAAUGUAUCCCAGAAAAGCACUAUUGGCAAUAGAAAUAAAAUUAAAAAAAAAUAUCAAAAACCACCCCCCAAAAAAGACCCAGAUCACACAAACCAUCAGCACUAUGAAACCACCAGGCAUGUGCUGUCUGAGCUAUGAAGAGCACCCAGAGCAACAUACGUGCUCCAUUUUCACGAAAAACUUGCUUUAUUUUUUUCCUUUUUUUUUUUUUGUUGUUUUCUUUUAUUGGCAUUUUGUAGCUGAGGUUGCUCAUCUUUUGGCUGCUAAAGCGGUUGCAGUAGUUGGCUGUGGAGCGUUAGACCUCAAGCCUGAAUUUCUGCAGUCCUACAGCGUAAACGUGUUUUGCUCAUACAAAUUAUUCCACUUUAUCUAAAAGGACUUAAUUUUAUGGGUAAAAGGGUAACAAAACGCGGGCACGUUGCAGAGUUUAAGCAUACGGAGGGGUUGCCCUUCCUCUUAUUGCAACUUGACCACUGAAAUCACGCCGCCGCCUAAAGUCUUUGCAACGCGUGACCCUCCGUUUGUGUGAUCUGCAAAAGAUACAGGUGACAAAGAUGCACUUGAAACAACAUUUCCUCUAUUUUCAACAGUAAAUGAACAAGACUGUUCACACUUAGUAAUUCAGGCCAUUUCAGACCGGUUAAAUAGCUGAAAAAUUACCCUUUUGCCAUUGCAUAUAAAUGUGACGUAAUUAAAAUGAAUUGCAUGAACUGCUGUGACCCUUUUUCCUGCCACUUCACUAAUUCAGAUAUAUAUUGCGGUCAUAAACUGAUAUAUUUUUUCCUGAAAGAGGUUCUAACAACGUGGAUGUUACGUAAAACAAUCCAGAGGACGUAUUCCCCGAUGAAUAUACAAUUUAUUUCAAAAUGUAAAUGCCAGGGGACAGAGACUUUCAAAUUAAGUUGAAAUUAGGAAAAAAAAAAAAACCAAACCCAACAAUUUAUCAAAAAAUGUGCUACUACAGUGCAAUGUUUAUUUUGUUUAUUUCUUUGGGGUUUUUUUUGGAAGGGGUUACGAAGUCUCAUUACCUUAACAAGCAGAAGGUAUAGCUGCUCUCGAAGAAGUUGAAUGAUAUACGGGAGUGAAUACUGUAGAUGAAAUACUACUGCUUAUAAAAUAUUUUUCCAUUUUGAACAAAUCUGUAAACUACACCUUUGUUUAUAGAAAAAUGCUUGUAAUAGUCACUGUAAUAUUCAGCUGUGGAUAAAAAAAAAAUUUGUGAAAUAAACACUUUUGAAGAAAUUGUGACUUUUGGUCAAAACUGGGAAUGUAAAAAAUACGCCUUUCAAUAUUUCUGUCUAUUGGAAACGUUUCUAUUGAAAAAUGACAACGUACUUUACAAACACGAACAGUCUGCAAGCUUUUACUUGGGACUUGGAAAAGUUUCGAAGUUAUAACUUAAUUCCAGAGGUGCUUAAAUAGUGUGAGCUUAUUAAAAAGCAAUUGGGCGUGGAGUCUUACGGCCUCGAAGGCCAUUGCGCGUGAACGGAGGAGAUGCAGCGCCGGCCCCUCUGCGUGUGCU